GCUACAUUUGUUAUCAUCCUGGAUACUACUCGGCACUGACAAUCGCCGGGGGGAACGGUGACAGGUACCUUGGCACCGAAUUAGGUGUGAAACAGGAUCACUCAUCAUAGUUUAAUCAUGGCUUUCAGCAAAGGUUACCGUAUUUACCACAAACUGGAUCCACCCCCCUACAGUGUCAUCGUGGAGACACGAAAUCGCGAUGAGUGCUUGAUGUUUGAGUCUGGGGCUGUCGCAGUUUUGUCUGCUGCAGAGAAAGAGGCCAUCAAAAACACAUACACCAAGAUGCUGGAUGCGUAUGGCAUUUUGGGAGUUCUCCGUCUAAACUUGGGAGACUCUAUGCUGCACAGUCUCGUGGUGGUGACCGGUUGUAGCUCGGUGGGCAAAGUCCAGGACUCCGAGGUGUUCCGGGUCACAGCCACGGAAUUUGUCUCCCUGAAGAAUGACCCGUCCGACGAGGACCGUAUAUCAGACGUUCGGAAAAUCCUCAGCUCGGGGAACUUCUACUUCGCCUGGUCGUCCUCCGGGAUCAGCAUGGACCUGAGUCUCAACGCCCACCGCAGGAUCAAAGAGGACACGACAGACAAUCGCUUCUUCUGGAACCAGUCCCUCCACCUCCACCUGAAACACUACGGCGUGAACUGCGACGACUGGCUGCUGCGGCUGAUGUGCGGCGGCGUGGAGAUCCGCACCAUCUACGCGGGACACAAGCAGGCCAAGGCCUGCGUCAUCUCCAGGCUGAGCUCGGAGCGCGCCGGCACGCGCUUCAACGUCCGCGGGACCAACGACGACGGCCAGGUGGCCAACUUCGUCGAGACUGAGCAGGUCAUUUUCCUUGAUGACAAAGUGUCCUCGUUCAUUCAGAUCCGUGGCUCUAUACCACUGUUCUGGGAACAGCCUGGCAUUCAGGUUGGCUCUCAUCGUGUCAAGCUGUCUCGGGGCUUUGAGGCGAAUGCACCAGCUUUCGAGAGACAUUUCACUGGUAUACGUGGACUCUAUGGAAAGCAAGUGAUCCUCAACCUCUUGGGAAUGAAGGAAGGAGAGAACAUGCUGAGCAAAGCCUUCCAGAGCCAUCUGAAAGCUUCUGAGCAUGCGUCAACAGUGAGGAUGAUCAACUUUGACUACCAUCAGAUGGUCAAGGGAGGCAAAGCAGAGAAGCUGCACAGCGUACUCAAGCCCCAGGUCAGCAAGUUCCUGGAGGAUUGCGGCUUCUUCUACUACUCUGGAGAAACAGGCGUCCAGAGAUGCCAGACUGGGACCCUUCGCGUCAACUGUCUGGACUGCUUGGACCGAACCAAUAGUGUCCAAGCCUUCUUUGCACUAGAGAUGUUGCCCAAACAGCUAGAGGACAUGGGGCUGACGGAGAAGCCCCAGCUGGUGGCUCGCUUCCAGGAGGUCUUCCGCUCCAUGUGGUCCGUCAACGGAGACUCGGUCAGCAAGAUCUACGCCGGCACAGGAGCCCUGGAUGGCAAGGCUAAGGGUGGAAAGCUGAAAGACGGCGCCCGCUCUGUCACCCGAACCAUCCAGAACAACUUCUUCGACAGCUCCAAGCAGGAGGCCAUCGACGUCCUGCGGCUGGGCAGCACCCUGAACAGCGACCUGGCCGACAAGGCGCGCGCCCUGCUCACCACGAGCAGCCUCUACGCGUCACCAAGAGUGUUACUGGGCAUGUGCCAGAACUAUCACAAGUACACCCAGCCCAAGCAGGUCAGGGUGUGCGUGGGCACCUGGAACGUCAACGGCGGCAAGCAGUUCCGCAGCAUCGCGUAUCGGAACCAGACCCUCAAUGACUGGCUUCUGGACGCCCCCAUGAAGGCGGGACACCCCGAAUUUCAAGAUGGCAAAGCAGAGCCUGCAGACAUCUUUGCCAUUGGCUUUGAGGAGAUGGUGGAGCUGAAUGCUGGAAACAUAGUCAGUGCAAGCACCACUAAUCAGAAGCUGUGGGCGGCCGAGCUGCAGAAGAACCUCUCCCGCGAUUGCAAAUACGUGCUGCUGGCGUCCGAGCAGCUCGUUGGAGUGUGUCUGUUUGUGUUCAUCCGCCCCCAACACGCCCCGUUCAUUCGGGAUGUUGCUGUGGACACCGUGAAGACCGGCAUGGGCGGAGCUACAGGCAACAAAGGGGGCGUGGCCAUUCGCCUGCUGUUCCACACCACCAGCAUGUGCUUUGUGUGCUCACAUUUUGCCGCCGGCCAAUCACAGGUCAAGGAGAGGAACGACGACUACAAUGAGAUCACGCGCAAGCUCACCUUCCCCAUGGGUCGUCUGCUGUACUCCCACGACUACGUGUUCUGGUGCGGCGACUUUAACUACCGCAUCAGCAUGCCCAACGAGGAGGUCAAGGAGCUGAUCCGCCAGCAGAGCUGGGACGCCCUCAUCGCUGGAGACCAGCUGGUGGACCAGAAGAACGCUGGCCUGGUUUUCCGCGGCUUCAUCGAGGGGAAGCUGGACUUUGCGCCCACCUACAAAUACGACUUGUUCUCCGAGGACUAUGACACCAGUGAGAAGUGCCGCACGCCGGCCUGGACCGACCGCGUGCUGUGGAAGCGCAGGAAGUGGAACUUUGACAAGACCGCUGAGGAGAUGAAUAUGAAUGUGGUGGGCGCUCCUUCAUCUGAAGAGGAGGAUCUGACCCCCUGGAACUCAGGAACGCUCAAGUACUACGGCAGAGCUGAACUCAAGACCUCUGAUCACAGGCCCGUGAUGGCCAUCAUCGACGUGGACGUGCUGGAGGUGGACCCGGAGGCGCGUCACCAGGUCUACAAGGACGUGAUCGCGCUGCAGGGCCCCCCCGACGGCACCAUCCUGGUCUCGCUCUGCAGCUCCGGACCAGACGACUACUUCGACGACGCGCUGAUCGACGAGCUGCUCGACAAGUUUGCCGCCUUCGGCGAGGUCAUUCUCAUCAGGUUUGUUGAGGAGAAGAUGUGGGUCACGUUCCUGGAGGGCUACUCUGCUCUGGCUGCACUGUCACUCAGUGCCUCUGAGGUGUUGGGGAAGAUCAUAGACGUGCGCCUGAAGAGCCCGGGCUGGAUCAAGAGUCUGGAGGAGGAGAUGAGUGUGGAGAGAGUCUUCGGCAGCAUCCCCACCUCGGCCAGCUCCACGCUCCUGGCAGAGGACUCCUACGUGGGCGAUGACGAAUUCGACAUGGAGGGUGACGUGGAUGAGGAAGUGGAGGAGAUCCUGCCACAGCACCUGCAGCCUGGAGCGGGCGUCGGCCCCGGCUCGUCCCCCCUGCCCUCCCCCCGCACCAGCCCCUGCCCCUCACCCACCCACGGGGAGCCCACGGCCCCCAGCCGCCCCAGUCGGUCAGCACCGCGCUCUGGGGGACCACCACAGGGAAGUUUAAGUCCCGUGCCUUUCAGGAGAGAUCUGGCAGGUUCUCCAGUGGAGUCUGCGAUGGGCGGACCGUCGGCUCAGGGUUUGGAACCCAAGCGGGCCCCUCCCCCGAGGCCCAACGCCCCUCCGGCCCGUCCGGCACCCCCACAGCGCCCCCCGCCACCCUCAGGGCGCGGCCAGGCUGCUGCAGGAGCAGUCGGACGACCGAAUAUCCCAGCUCGUGCGGGGGUCAUCAGCGUUCCACCGAUGGCCAGACCCCCACCCCCGGCUCACCCUGGAGCUCCGCGACCCGCCGGCGACGUGCACCCCGGAGCCCCGCGGCCGGCCCCCGACAACCACCCUGGAGCCCCGCGCCCCAUCCCCGAACCCCAGAGCAAACCAGCACAGCCGCCCACCGCCGGUCCACCUCCUGCAAUGCCAGGACCUAUGAGACCCCAAAUGGCUCCCCCCAUGCAGCCUCAGAUGGGGCCUCCCAUGCAGCCUAUGCAGCCUCAGAUGGCGGCUCCCAUGCAACCCCAAGCGUCAGUGCAGCAGCGUCUGCCGGCCCCUCUGCUGCCCUCUCCCAUGCAGCCGCAGGCAGCAGCCCCCGGCGGCGGCCCGCAGGCACCUUCUCCGGUCGGCGUCCCGCCGCCCCAGCCGGGCCUGGCCUCCCCCAAGCCCCCGCCACGCAGCCGCUCCUCCCACGGAAUCCCCCCGGAGGCGGCCCAGGGCCAAGCCCCAGCCCCAGCUCCUGCUCCAGCCUCACAGAUCAACGGACUGAACGGCCUCCAGCGAGAAGCACAAUGGAAACCGGACCCCUUCGACACGCUCUCCUCCGACCUCUUCCCCGCGCCCUCCCCCUGGCUCAACACCCAGUCCCUGACCCGCAGCAGCUCGCUGCGCUCCGGUCAACUCCCGCCGCCGCCGCCUUCCCAGCCUCGCUCCUCGUCCUCGGCCACGCUGCCGCCGGCCUCGCGCUCCCUGCACUCGGCGCCCCUCUUCUCCUCCUCGUCCUCUUCGUCCCCCCUGCAGGCGCCCUUCUUCUCCUCCUCCUCCGUCUCCUCCUCGUCCUCCUUCUCCUCCUCCUCCGCCGCCGCGUCCCCGGCCACGUGGGACUCGCCGUGCGGCGGCAGCUCGCCCUCGCUCCUGCCGCCGCCGCCGGUGCCGUCGCGCAGCCGCUCACAGGAGACGCUGCUGCGCGCCUCCCCCAACCCCUUCCUGAGCGAGCAGCAGCCCCCCAACCCCAGCAACAACAACAACAGCAGCAGCAACAGCAGCAGCCACAGCAGCAACCCCUUCACAGGCGGCCUGGCUCUGGCCCACACGCAGCGCCGCUCGCUCACGCCGGACUUCUCCGCACAGCAGCAGGCUCAGGCCGCCUCGGCCUUCCAGAGGACCAUGUCGGCCAUGUCCGCCAUGUCUGCUUUCGCCCCCAAACAGCCUGCCUUCUCACUGACCCCACUGGCCCCCCUCACGCCCACUCCCGCCCUCGCCCUCACGCCCACUCCUGCCCCCGCCCUCGCCCCUGCCCUCGCCCCUGCCCCUGCCAUCGCCCCUCCUGCCCCAGACACACGCAAGCAGCAGUGGGUCACGUUCGACGAUGACUCAGACUUCCUGCUCAGAGGGAAGGCCUCUGCCACAGCCGCGGCAGCAGUGGCGGCAGCCCCCCUACUUCCGCCCUCCGCGCCCAGCCCAGCAUCGUUUACACAGGCCCAGAUGCAGCCUCCCGCCUCCGGCUUCGGCAUCGAGAACAGCUGGGGCCCCUCCUCCACCUCCUCCUCCUCCACCACGUCUUUUCCCAUCCUGCCGCCCCCUCUCCCCACCAGGACUAACCCGAACCACCCGCACAUACCCACACGAACGAGCGAGUUCACCGAGAGAUGAGUGUGUUGACUGAUUGUUGUUCAAAGAGUGUGUGCGUGCGUGCGUGCGUGCGUGCGUGCGUGCGUGCGUGCGUGCGUGGAAAAGAAUAUCUAGAGAAACAUAUUGCGUAUAUAUAUGUGUAUUAUGGUUUGUAUAAAGUGCGGUGUAUAGGACAGGUUUGAACUCUCCAUUCCCAAACCCCACAAACCAGGCACUCAAAGUCUGUCAUUUAGGAAAACGUAGAGAUAGUCCAUGCAGCAUCAUUGCACGAGAUGGGAUCAAGAAUAUCAGAUGUUAUUUUCAUUUAAGCAGGAGAACUGUGCCUGUGUCUGUUAUAUUUAUGAAAAGUAUAUACAAAUAUAGAUAUAUAUAUACAUACAUGUAUUCACACAGAUGUGUGUGUGUGUGUGUAUGUGUAAAAUACUGUGCAAUACUUAACUGUUGUAUGGUCACAUGCUACCAUUCUACCAGUUAGCCGAAGUCUGCACACACAGAUUUUCAUGGUCACUGUGGCCUCUUCCACUAAGACUUCCAGCUGACCCCCCCCUCUCCAAAAGGCAUUAUAUACUAUGGCCCUGGGCACUCUUUGUGUUGCUUUAUUUUACUUAUGCACCUGAGCAGAAGUGAUUUUUGCUAACAAAUCACGAGAACUGCAGCGACGCACAUGCCCAGGCUAGGCCUGCGAGUCAUCACCACAGUCAUAUCAGUAGGAGAAGUAGCCUGAACCAUUGAUAUUAUUUUUUCGGUCGUGUUUUCUUGUCCAUGAAUGUACGUUCAGCUCGCUUCGCCUCUUGUCUCGACAAAAGCAUAUUAGUGUGUGUAAGCACUGCAGUCAGCACAAAUGGCAUGUCGCGAGCCACUGCAAAGGUUACUUAGCACGGGCAACUGGACCCCUUUUAACAGACAGACACUGGGCAGUGCCAGUCCGUGCCAGUCAGUAUCAUGUGUCCACAUGUGGCGUAUCUUGUGCCCAUACUGUAUCUUAAUGCAUACUAAUUUAUAGCAGCAUUUUCAUGUAUUGUGAAACCAGCAACUUGGUGUGUGUAUAUAUAUAUAUAUAUACAGUAUAUAUUUACGGUAUGUACAUGUACAUGUCAUAUCUGAAAUGCACUGAAAAGUCAAUGUUUUUGGGGCUUUCAAGGUUUGUGUUGAAGCCAAAGUUUGAGGUGUCUGGCUUAUUGGAAGAGCAUAUCAGUUCCACUGGCAUAGUUAACUUCAGCGUGCCCCUCACUCUUCGGCCACAUGUGAUCUAGUGCUUCUGUUUCUUCUGAUCCAAAGCAUUGAGCAGUACUGCUGUAUAUUUAAUGAAUUUUAAUGAAUGUGGUGUAAUUGUUCUGUUGAGAUCUGAUAUCCAGAUGUUAUUGGUAGGAAGCCGUGGUCCACAUCGGUGUUUGUGUUUGUGAGCGUGUGUAGUGUGUGCGUGUGUGUGUGUAUGUGAGAGUGCAAUGAACUUGUGCUGGCUUUUUUUUUUUUUUUUUUUCAAUUUUAUUUUGGAGUCCACCUCUAGAGAUGGCCAUUUUUUAAUUUUAUUCCUGGUGUUUUUAUUUCAAUCUGGAAAAGUGCUGUCUUCCUGUCACAGAAUGCAUACAGUGUGCGUGUGGAUGUGCAGGCUAUAACAGGACCACUGUAUUUUUUAUUUUCUCAUAGCAGUAGAUGCAUUUUAAAAGAAAACUAGCUCUUGGAUAGAAAUUGCUGUUGCCCCCAUCAAAGUGGCUGCCAUGAAUAACAACUUCAACAAAAACGGUCUAGCUCGUUGGAUCAUGUACAAAAGGGCAGGCUUGCACAUUUGCAAUGUUUAUCAGAGAAUAUGCUGCUUGUCCGCUUAUUAGUCUUUGUAGGACUUUGUGAAAAGAGUUGCUUUCAGCACUGCCAGUAUCUAUUGCUCUUGGAGUUCCACCUUCCUACAUUUUAAAAAAUGAGUUUUUAAAACAGUGGCCUCUCUAGGCCACCGUAUUAUUUUUCACAACUGUAUCACUCUCCUAAGGCAACACAUCUGAGCAGUCCUUCACUGCAGUGGUUGGCCAUGCGGGGAUAUUGUGCGUUAAAUACUGUUUUGACGUUUUGUGUGAUGGGACAUUUUUUAUCAGCUUUCACAGCUUUCAGUAUUUGCGACAUUUUCCAUGAUCAGGCAUUGCUUUUCAUCAUGCCCCGUUCCUAAAUAAACAGACACUUGUAUGCAGGAUUCUAACCAUGCCACCAAAAGUUUUAUGUAUGUGUUUAAAUGUGGUCUUGUCGAAGCAGCAGUGGCGUCAGUAUUGUACCUUAUAUCGUACUACCUACUCUUUCUGUAUUGUUGGGUUUACAUGUAACUGCACAUGCAUUAAUGAACAUCAGUGGAUGGCUUAAAUGUGGAGGAUUGCAACAUUACCCUUUGGGUCAAGUGGUCCAUCCAUUCCUCUCUACUGGAAGCAUUGAUGGCUCCACCAGGUAGCUUGUUUUGGCUUCUAUUCUAAAGAGGGGCCACUCCUUACCAGUGGUGGAAACAGCAGGGUAAGAAGAAUGCCUCCUAGUACUAAUUCCCGUGCAUUGUUUGUUCAGUAACAGUAACAGUCACUUUCUGUAUUUACACUCACUGAUUAGGGAUGUCUUUUCGACAUGAUUUCAUGACCGUUCAGUUGGUGUGAGAUCACAUCCAAUAGGAACUCUUGGAAAGCUUUGAUAUUGUGAUUGGGGUGUACAGUGAAUGAGAGUGUUCAUUCUGAGAGACAUAGAGCCAGAGGCUUAAGGGGAUCGCUUUUACUUAAAAGGCCAGAUUUUCUAGGAGUCUGUUUACUCCCUUUGUGAGGUGAAUGUUCCCUUGUAGCUGUAACCCAGUAGUGACAAAAAAACUUCUGUUGUUGACCAUAUUCUCUAUAUCAAAGAAACCAGGAAACUACAGAUCAUUAAUUAGUAUUUAAACAUCUGUGAUUCAUGUGCAAACCUGAGUGCACAGUUCUUGUAUGAAGCAAUUGGUGUUGUAUGUAUGCAAUAAUAAAUAUAUAUCAAACUGAC
This is a messenger RNA of Sardina pilchardus (European sardine), 8166 nucleotides long. RefSeq names its product synaptojanin 1 (gene synj1). NCBI's taxonomy places the organism in Eukaryota, Metazoa, Chordata, Actinopteri, Clupeiformes, Clupeidae. The transcript has 29 exons. Gene Ontology annotation, biological process: phosphatidylinositol dephosphorylation; synaptic vesicle endocytosis. The coding region runs from base 118 to 5196 and encodes 1692 amino acids. The record is from RefSeq and is a predicted model, not a curated record. Gene Ontology annotation, molecular function: SH3 domain binding; phosphatidylinositol-4,5-bisphosphate 5-phosphatase activity; nucleic acid binding.